Messenger RNA from Drosophila takahashii, 2988 nucleotides. RefSeq lists its product as uncharacterized. The record is from RefSeq and is a predicted model, not a curated record. Lineage: Eukaryota; Metazoa; Arthropoda; Insecta; Diptera; Drosophilidae.
UCGAGAGCCGGGCGAGUCGGACGUACGAUCGCCCCAGCGAAUUGAAAAGAAAUAAACGUAACAGAUAAAACAAAGUGCAUUCGGCUAAUGGAAGUGGUGGCAAAAGUCAAAGCCACAUGAUAUUUUCCGGAAAAAAAAAACAAACAAAUUAUGCAUAAGCGUGUUUGGAGUAAUUAGCACAACGAUGCUGCUGGCGUCUGACCCCAAAAUCGGCCUAAUUUAUAUUUAAUGGCGAGUGGACAGGAUUCAGAACUGAACUGAAGUGCUCCCGACCCGGAUCCUGACCCAUUUGCAUAUGCAAAUAGUUCAAACUGCAGGCGAUUGAGUGGCAAACAAUCCGUACGUGCACGUGUCGAAAGUGUUAAACUGUGCCAAACAUAACCAGCAAACAAGGGGCAAAAAGCCAGUGAAUAAAUAGCCCGGUUCGUGUAAUGCGUCUACGAGGCUGACCCGUGUUCUAGCCGAAAAUCAAUUACAAUUUAUUGCCCGAGUAUGCCAAACGAUUCGCUGCUGCAACCACAAAAACGCAUCUGAAAAACAAUGCACCUCCAAUCAACGCUGACCGCCCCCUGGCUAUGCAAAUUAGCGAUUUCAGCGAUUUUGCUAAUUCUCCAGCAGAGUGCAAGCGUUGCCCUGCUGCUCAAGUGUCCGCUGCACCAGUUGCAGCUGCAGAAGAUCGUCGGAUUCCGUCCGCCACUGGAGUACCUGAAUGAGGGCAACCUGAUCUACGGCCCGGAAAUGCUGGGCACGGGCACCUUUGGGGACCAGGAGCUUCCGGCUAGCCAGGUGUGCUGGCGGAUCUGCAACGAGGAUCCCGACUGCAUCGCCUAUGUGCAUCUUCUGGACACGGACGAGUGUCAUGGCUACUCGUACUUCGAGCGCACCUCACGGUAUCUGGCCAUUUCGGGGGAACUGCCUUUGGUGGCCGAUGGCGAGGCCGUGUUCUACGAAAAGACCUGCCUCCGAGUUCCCGAUGCGUGCCGAGGGCGUCUCUGGGCACUGACCAAAAUACCCGGAAGUACGUUGGUCUUCCAGAGCAAGAAGACCAUUUCGACGCUGGUCACGCGGCGUGAGUGCGCCGAGCGCUGCUUCUUCGAAAGCCAAUUCAAAUGCCUCUCCGCCUCCUUUGCGCCCUCGUAUCGGAACAAUCGUGAGCGGUUCCGUGGCGAAGCGAGUCCUGGCCAGAGUCCCUCGCCCCGCCUGGGAAGGUGCAUGCUGAGCGACAGGGACAAGACCAUUCAGCCGGACGCCUUCCGGGCUGCUCCCUACGACGAGGAGUACAUGGAGAACCAGUGCCACGAGCGGCCCGUCGAAAGUGACAACUGUUCGUAUGAGCUAUAUGCCAACAGCAGCUUCAGCUACGCGGAGGCCAGGUAUUUGGGCCUCUCCCAGAAAGAGUGCCAGGCGCUGUGCUCGCACGAGACCAAGUUCUACUGCCAGGGCGUCUCCUUCCACUACGUGAACCAGGUCUCCCCAUCCGAGUGCCUCCUCCACUCCGAGGACAUCGUGUCCCUGGGACCUCGGAGCCUGAAGCUCCGCGAAAACUCCGUCUACAUGCGAAGGGUCAAGUGCCUGGAUGUCAGGGUUUUCUGCACCCGCGAUGAGAUGUCCAUCAAGUACAACCCCAAGGACUGGUUUGCGGGCAAGAUCUAUGCCAGCAUGCACUCUAAGGAAUGCCUGGCCAGGGGAUCCGGCAACGGAAGUGUCCUGCUGACUCUGCAGAUCGGCACCGAGCUUAAGGAGAGCCGCUGUGGCAUCCUGCGAGCUUAUGAAAUGACCCAGGCAUACCAAAGAACCUUCAUCUCCGCCCUGGUGGUCAUCCAGAACAACCCGAAUGUGCAGACGCAGGGCGACCGGCUGAUCAAGGUGGGAUGCAUACAGAGCAAUGCGACGGCUUCGCUGGGCGUUACAGUGCGGGACAGCAGCGCUGAAGCCUCCGAGCUUGUGCCCAGCGCCAUUGCCCUGGAGUCCUCGCUGGAGUACGCGGAGCACAUGUUCCCCCACGAGGGCGUGGUGCACUACAACAGCAGUACUGGCCCCCAUCCGCAUCCCAGCAUCUCGCUGCAGAUUGUGGAUCUGUCGCACCAGCACGAGACGAACGACGUGCAGAUUGGCCAGGACCUGGAGCUUCAGAUCGUAGCGGAGUACAGUCCGCAGCAGCUGGUGGAGUUGCAGUUGGCCCCACUUCCCGACUUUCGGGCCACCUCGCUGGUGGCCAAGACGGCGGACAACGAGAACUACGUGCUGCUGAUCGACGAGAGAGGAUGUCCCACGGAUGCCAGUGUGUUCCCCGCCUUGGAAAGGGUGCACUCCGCUAAUAGAAGCAUGCUGCGCGCCCGCUUUCAUGCCUUCAAGUUCUCGGGCACCGCCAACGUGAGCUUCGAUGUGAAGAUCCGCUUCUGCGUGGAGCGUUGCUCGCCCAGCAACUGUGUCAGUGCCUCCUGGCAGCGGAGAAGGCGGCACGCGGAUCAACCAGAGCGAAGACCGGAAGAUCUGCGCGUGCAGAACCCAGUGUACAUCUCCACCGUGGUGGAUGUGGCCCCCGAACAGGGCAGGCUGAACUAUUCCAGGGCGCCAGUGGAGGAACUGCCCCUGAACUACAAUAUACGGGUGCAUGGCCCCGAUCAGAGCAACGCGAAUAGCUUCAUGUACGGCCAGCGGGGAGUCCUCUUGAUUGCCGGGGUCGACGACCAACUGCAUCUGGACAACGUGUGCAUCAACCAAAGCCUGCUCAUCGCACUCUUCAUCUUCUGGCUGAUCUGCCAGGUGGCCCUGCUCUUUGGCUGCGGCAUGGUUCUCCAACGCUACCGCCGACUGGCCAAGCUGGAGGACGAGCGCCGGCGGCUGCACGAGGAGUACCUGGAGGCGAGACGAGUCCACUGGGCGGACCAGGGCGGAUACACACUCUAAUUUACGGCUGGGACGCAAUGCGUACAAAAUGCAUCUUAAUUUAAUAAACAUAAACCUAUGCGGAUCUUACAAACGAGA